CGGAGUAGAGUAAGCAACCAAUUUCCGAACGACACCAGUUUUCGUGUGCCCGUUUGAAGAGACAGUAAGAGCUAUCUUCUAGUUUUUUGCAUGCACUAAUAGACAAUGAUCAGAUCUCGUGCCUACCACAAUUAGAAGUAAUCCGGUUACUUUACUCUUGCACAGCAGCAGCUCAAAGUCGGUGGUUCGAACAUUCAAUAAGCGACGUUUGCAACCUAUUGGCGACUAUAGACUCUUGCGAUAGUUUCAAAGCUAUGCUACGACUUCUAGAACGACAGAGAGACUUCUGGUACCUGCCAGGCCUCGUAAGGACUAGUAUAGUGCUGAGUCAGCAUGCCUGCACAUGAGAUCCAGCCACGUGCUCACAGGAAGAAGAAGCUCACCUUCACUGCACUUGAGAUGCUUGAGAAUGGAAACUAAUAGCCUAAAUAGGUUCUGUUUACCUGGCCUCGGAAAGAGAUGUUCCCCUCUCCGCGAUAGAGUGUUUUCGUUUGAUUCUGAUCCCAUGCGUACGCCUCAGUAUAAGAAAGUACGAGCAUGCAGGCCGGAAAAAUAUCGCCCCUGGAGCAAGCGAAGCAUGGAACGAGCUCUCGAUGCGGUUAUUCACAAAGGGGUUGCUGUCUCCAGAGCUGCCGCUGACUAUGGUAUACCAAAGACAACUCUAUAUGACAAUGCCACAGGAAGAGUUUUGCCAGGGAGCAGGAGUGGACCAAAGACAUAUUUCACGGUCGAAGAAGAGGCUCUGUUAGUGUGUUUCCUCAUCAAGUCAGCCGAAAUUGGGUAUCCUUUCACCAGAUUACAGGUUUUGUCUCUAGUUGAAACAAUGUUGAUCCGAAAAAACAAAGAAAAGACUGGUGCCUCUUCUGUUACGCAUGGUUGGUGGGCUAGAUUUUGUAAGCGACAUCCUGAAGUCUCUUUAAAGACAUCCUCUUGUCUGUCAGUGGCUAGAGUCAAGGCAUCUUCCGCUGAGACACUCUCCGAAUAUUUUUGUACUUUUGGUGGUGCUACAAACAAGGCCCUCAGAAAUAAGACAGGUUCUUCCCGCGGCAGAGUGAAACGUGGUGGUGGUAGUGGUGUGAACACAAGAGCUCGUGUGACAAACCCACCGGACCUAAACACUAGGGAUGGUCAUGAGGCCUACACAGUUUCCUCCCCAGCUGAUUCAGCAAGCACGGAUGUUGAAGGGGAUAAGGGUGGUGCUACAAACAAGGCCCUCAGGAAUAAGGCAGGUUCUUUCUGCGGCAGAGCGAAACGUGGACGUGGUAGUGGUGCGACCACAAGAGCUCGUGUGACAAACCCAUCGGACCUAAACACUAGGGAUGGUCUUGAGGCCUACACAGUUUCCUUCCCAGCUGAUUUAGCAAGCAUGGAUGUUGAACAGAAUAAAGGUGGUGCUACAAACAAGGCCCUCAGGAAUAAGACAGGUUCUUCCCGCGGCAAAGCGAAACGUGGACGUGGACGUAGUAGUGGUGUAAACACAAGAGCUCGUGUGACAAACCCACCCGACCUAAACACUAGGGAUGGUCUUGAGGCCUACACAGUUUCCUCCCCAGCUGAUUCAGCAAGUUCAGCAAGCACGGAUGUUGAAGACGAUAAGGGUGGUGCUACAAACAAGGCCCUCAGGAAUAAGACAGGUUCUUCCCGCGGCAGAGCAAAACGUAGACGUGGACGUAGUAGUGGUGCGACCACAAGAGCUCGUGUGACAAACCCACCGGACCUAAACACUAGGGAUGGUCUUGAGGCCUACACAGUUUCCUCCCCAGCUGAUUCAGCAAGCAUGGAUGUUGAACAGAAUAAAGGUGGUGUUACAAACAAGGCCCUCAGGAAUAAGACAGGUUCUUCCCGCGGCAGAGCGAAGCGUGGACGUGGACGUGGUGGUAGUAGUGGUGCGACCACAAGAGCUCGUGUGACAAACCCACCGGACCUAAACACUAGGGAUGGUCAUGAGGCCUACACAGUUUCCUCCCCAGGUCAGUUGAAAUGUAUGUAUGUGUGGUUGUGUGCUUGUGUGCUUACUACACCACAGCUGAUUCAGCAAGUUCAGCAAGCACGGAUGUUGAAGAGGAUAAAGGUGUUACAAACAAGGUCUUCAGGAAUAAGACAGGUUCUUCCCGCGGCAGAACAAAACGUGGAUGUGGAAAAUUAUAAAGCGAUAGGCCAUGUCGUCUAGUCUAUGGAUGAAAUUUCCUGCCCAAAGACGUCUCCUGCUUUGUCUCUCCACAAUAUCAGCUCUAGUUGUUGCAGAGGCGUCUCUAAUGUCCAACACGAGUGUAGCGUGUCCUGGUGAGGCUGUUUUGUUCACAUGCUCUUCGCCUGGUACAUUGAUAUGGCAAGUGGAUCUACGAUCACCAGCAGGGACGUCACUGCAAAGUUUCUUCCUUCCC
This is a messenger RNA of Halichondria panicea, 2384 nucleotides long. RefSeq names its product ankyrin repeat domain-containing protein 36A-like. The record is from RefSeq and is a predicted model, not a curated record. Lineage: Eukaryota; Metazoa; Porifera; Demospongiae; Suberitida; Halichondriidae. The transcript has 19 exons. Gene Ontology annotation, molecular function: DNA binding. The coding region runs from base 344 to 2170 and encodes 608 amino acids.